UAUCAAAAAAUAGAUUCACGGAAAUUCCUCCUGAUGUAUGGCUGUUCGCACCACUCGAGACAUUAAAUUUGUAUCACAAUUGCAUCAAAUCCAUUCCCGAAGCUAUUAAAAAUCUACAGAUGUUAACGUAUCUUAACAUUAGUCGAAAUCUUUUAUCAACAUUGCCAAAAUACCUGUUUGACCUGCCCCUUAAGGUGUUGGUUGUUAGUAAUAAUAAGCUAGUUUCCAUUCCAGAAGAAAUUGGAAAAUUGAGAGACCUAAUGGAGUUGGAUGUUAGCUGUAAUGAGAUUCAGGUCCUUCCCCAGCAAAUAGGAAAAUUGCAGUCACUCAGAGAGUUAAACAUAAGAAGAAAUAAUCUCCAUAUGUUGCCAGAUGAAUUGGGAGACCUCCCCUUGGUAAAGCUGGAUUUUUCUUGUAAUAAAGUUACAGAGAUCCCAGUUUGUUACAGGAAAUUACGCCAUUUACAAGUAAUAAUUCUGGAUAACAAUCCAAUGCAGAUACCACCAGCACAGAUAUGUUUAAAGGGCAAAGUACACAUAUUUAAAUUCCUCAGCAUUCAGGCAUGCCUCAGAAUAGAUAAAAAACCAGAUUCUUUGGAUCUUCCAUCAUUGGGAAAACGAAUCCCCUCCCAGCCACUGACAGACAGCAUGGAAGACUUUUACCCCAAUAAAAACCAUGGUCCUGACUCUGGCAUUGGCAGUGAUAAUGGAGAUAAAAGACUGUCUACCACCGAACCAUCUGAUGAUGAUACAAUCAGCCUUCACUCUCAGGUAUCAGAAUCAACAAGGGAACAGACUUUAAGAAACGACAAUCAUUUAAUAGGAAAUAAACACGACUCACAGAAAGACCAGGAGGUGGAUGAUUAUAUUGACCCUAAUGCGGAAGAUGCAGCUAUUCCUGAACAAGGAGAUGUACAAAUUGGACCGUUUAUCUCUUACAUUAAGGAACAAGGAAAGCAUCCUGAGAAAUCUCAGAAAAUAGAACGGAAUGAAGACUGGGGGGAUGAAAAACGGCUUCAGAAAGAACAGUUGUUGGCAGAGGAAGAAGAUGAACUGAAGGAAGUGACUGACUUGAGAAAAAUAGCAGCUCAGCUACUGCAGCAGGAGCAAAAAAACAGACGGAGACCAUUAAGCUAUAGAACUUCAUUCAGUGAAAAGCUGUUCCAGAGGACAAGGGCAGCAGGACGUGCAUCAAGACUCCUUAAUCAUUCGACCUCAGUAAGCACAAGAAACAGGCCAAAGCAGCAGACCGUGGAAUCCGAAAAAAGUGUCUCAGCAGAUGAAGCAAACUCUCCGUUGUCUCCAUACAGCUGGCAGCCUCUAGAAAAUCAGAAGGAUGAGACAGAUGAGCAGCACUGGCCAGAAACUCAACCAGUUAUUUGGCAGAAUGAAGAGAGGAGGAAGAGCAAACAACUUAGAAAGGAAUAUUUCAAGUACAAGUCUUCCAGAAAGAGUUCAAGUGGAAAUGAAAAUGAUGAGCAAGACAGUGAUAAUACUAAUGUGUCUCCACAGUCUCCUGUAUCGUCUGAGGAUUAUGAAAGGACAGACAGUAACUCUCAUGGUCCAUUUGGUCUCAAACCUAGGUCAGCUUUCAGCCGUACAUCGCGCCAGGACUAUGGAGCAGUGGACCCUGGAUUUACAAUGAGAAGGAAAAUGGAGCAUUUAAGGGAAGAAAGGGAACAAAUAAGACAGCUUCGCAAUAAUCUUGAAUCAAGGUUAAAAGUGAUGUUGCCGGACGACAUUGGGGCGGCAUUGAUGGAUGGUGUGGUUCUUUGCCAUUUAGCCAAUCACAUAAGGCCACGUUCUGUUGCCAGCAUUCAUGUACCAUCACCAGCAGUGCCUAAACUCAGCAUGGCAAAGUGCCGAAGAAAUGUUGAAAACUUUUUGGAUGCUUGCAAAAAAUUGGGCGUCCCCCAGGAAAGGCUUUGCUUGCCUCACCAUAUUUUGGAAGAAAGGGGUCUAGUGAAAGUUGGUCUCACCGUUCAGGCUCUGCUUGAACUGCCACCAUCUAAGGCGUCUCAUCUUUCCUCUGUGUAACGUGACUUUUGGAAACCAGACAAACCAACCUUUGAUCUGUUGAUUUGGAUUGCUCCUGGGCGAUUCAGCUUCCUGAUUGGGAACAUCCAAGCCAUCAAAAAGUCAUUUCUGCCCAGAUACUUUAGACAGAGCCUUAUUCUGGAGUUAAACAUGAACCUUGUUGUGAAGCAGACAAUUACCUGAAUAUGUUGGUAUUCUGAUUUCUUUUUGGGUUUUUUUAAAGUGUGGAUGCACAAGAGAUUUUGACAGCAUCAGGUUCACUUUCCAGGUAAUAUAAGUUCCAAGUUUCCCAUUAAUGUUUCAUGGUGUUACAUCUAAAAAUUUAAUUUUUUAGCUACCUUCAGUUGAUUUAAAAAAAAAAAAAAGCCCUCCUGUAAAGCGUUUAAAUCAAUUGUUUGGUUUAAAUAUACAGUUCAAAAUACGGCGACUGUAUGAUGGUGAAAAUCUGAGUGACUGAUCGCAUUUAAUCCAUUUUAACAUUUCAAAUAGCGCUGCCUUUUGGGUUCUUGAUUUCUUGCACUCUUGUAAUUUAUACAUUUUUAACAGCCCCAGUAUUUAGUUGGACAGAAGUUCAUUACACAAAAGAGUAUACAGUAAAAAGGACAGAUUUCACGGGGGGUUUUCCAGUCUUCUAGGUUGGUGCCAAAAUCUUUUUUCAGUUGUACUGUAGAUUGUUUACAUGUGAAGUGCCUGUGUAAUUGAUGACUUAAUAAUAGUCUUAAACAUUUUUGCAAUUUCUUUAUGUCUGAAAUAGAUACAAUGGGAAUUUUUAAAUAUUUUAAUAGUUUUUUGUAAGGUCAGUGAUAUGUGAAGAUAUAAAUGAUGCUUCACAUUUUUGAUGUUGGAUGUUUUAAGUUUGUUGCACAAUUUAAUUACUUAUUAUGGUGUCUAAUGAUGGGAAAUAAUGUAAAUACAUUUUAUUUAUGCUAUUUAAUUUGAUAAUAUCUAAUCAUUUCUGUUUUAAUGUAUUGUUGGACAAAAAUUGUCAUUUUUUAAUUAUUUUCCUUGUUUGGGACAAACAAUAACAUACACAGUAAAUAAGAUGUAUAAGGACUAGUGACGCAUACAUAGUAAUCAUUAAGGACAUUUUGAUAAAAAUGCCAAAAUCUCAGGUUUAUACUGUGACUUUCAGGAUUUUACAUUGUGUUGUUCCUGACUUCACAUUACAUUUUUACGACAAGAAUCUUCAUAAAUUAGUUUAAAAAAUCAGACUAGGAAUCCUUAUAUUCUUUGCUGUUGAGAGAACUUGCUGGUUUGGGAUUUAUUGUGAAAAUUAGCCACUUGCGUGGCAUAGCGUAUAAUCAGGUUGCACCUGGUGGCUCUCUACAGUUAACUCUGUGCCAAGAAUAUCAAACUCUUGGGGGGCAGAUAUAAAAAAAAAUAAAUCCCCACAAUGGAAGUUUUCUCAACUACUGGAUUUAAAUACCUGUUUGGUUUUUACACGUGUUCAGAUUGGUAUAUUGCUUACAAUGGUCUAAGAAGCAGAGUUGACUUCCCCAAAAACAAAUUCAGGUGUGUCGGAUACUUUGUUUUAGAUAAGUGUGUGUGUGUGCAUUCGUUACCUCUCUAGUGAAUAUGUAGGUCACUCAGAAAUGUUAGUUGAGGUCUGGGUAUGUCACAGACUUUAUACUUUUGGGCUAGGUUACUGUAGGUGAAAAGAAAAAAAACCUAGUGUGCCAAACAAAAUAUGUAACAAAAAAUGGUUCUGCUAUUGCCAAUUGACAUACUUUAUUUAAUUUCAUUUGGCAAAGGAACAAGGAGCAAAUGUUCUUUUAUUCUGUCCGUCCUUCCUUCCUUUCAAUGGACCAAUAAGCCAGUCAAAAGAAAUUAAAAAAAAAAAUGUGCUGGCUACAAGAUUUAGAAGGUUACGUUAUUCUAAGACUUUGUUGAACUGAAAUCUGUUGAAAUAAAAGUGAUUUAUGUGCUAUAAUUAAAAUAUGCUAUUGUAAAUACAGCAUAGUUCUCAAAAGUAUGGCUCACUGAAAAAACUCGUGCCCUCUGCAAAAUUAUAGAUAUAACAAUACAUUUAAAAUAUCAGCUAAGCAUGUAGUCGAAUGGGGAAAAUGAAAUAGUCUCAGUGUAAUAUCAGCCACUAAAAUAAGUACCCUUAUUUAUCCUUUCUCUGAAUAAAUUAAUUUUAACCGUUUACCUUAAAUUAUUUUGAAAAUGAGCUCUCUUAAAAAUGUAUCAGUAAAGUUGUUCUCAUUUCAUGUAAAUGGAACAUAAUUAGUUCAGUUUUUUAAAAAGAACAAGCCAAGCUUAGUUUGAUAAGGAGCCUUUUGUUUUAUUGUACAUGCUACUUUGGAGUAGCUGAAGAAUUAGUUUAUCGUUCAAAAGAGAAAAUAUAUUGUAUAGCAGCUCUUGCCCUCUGGACAACGAGCGUACGAGUUUCUGUUCCAGUAUGUUAGCCAUGGGCUUGCUGGUUGCUUAUCUGAUUUGGACUGUGACGGCAUAAGCAUCGGACUCUUGUGCUUUAAAUAUUUCCACCGGUCUUUUAUUUAUUUUUUUGCUGGACCAAUAUUUCCCCUGUAAAUCUUGCUCAGGUCACUGAACCUUGCACUUGGCACCCCUUCGAAUGAACUGUUUUGUUGAUCGCUUGAUUUCCCAGUCAUCAUGUAGCAGAAGAUGAUAGAAGUUUAUGCCCACAGGGAAAAAUUAAAAAGUCUGGCUCUGUGUUGUGUGCCAGUUGUUUAACAAUUAUGUAAAAGUUAGUGCAUAUUUCUGUAAGUAUUUUAAAAAAUGACUUGGAAAAGAAAUUUAAACAUGAAGUCAUUGUGGAUUAUCUCCCUAUAUGUGUGAUAAACAGUAAAAUGCCAGUUAAUGUUGCCUAAGGCUAUCAGUUAAUUUUUUUAGAAGUAGCAUCUUCAUGACUAUUCUGCAAGUGGCCUUGCCUGCCCGCUGUCUGCAGAUACGAUUCUGGCCCUAUGUCAUGUCCUGGCAGGAAGAGCCCACUGGAUGAGGCAAGAUGUGGCACGUAAGCCAAAGUUGUUCCUCCAGCAUUUCCUGCUUCACCAUGGUAAAAAUGUUGUGGCUUUCUAGGAUGUCUGAGAGCGCGAGCCUGGGAAUCUCUGGGGAGAGGACCCCCACGUCUAGACAGCUCUCAUCUCCGCUAACCGCACUAAUUUAGUAUGGGUUUUGUAGAGCCAUUCUGAAAUUAGCUGCAUCCCCAUGCUGCUGUUUUGGCUGCAGCUGCUGACGAGAUUGGAAAGGAGUUUGUGCAGCUCCAGUGUUUAAGGGGUCAGUUCCCACCCCCCCCCGGAGGACUCGACUCCUCGGCAUGCUCCCCUUCCCUGUCCCUGCCACAGCAUGCAAUAGGUAGACAAGCUUAUUUGGGUAAAUGUGAGGGGGUCUUGGUUGUCUGCCUAUGUUCUUAGACCAACACAGCUACAACCAGCACCCCCAACAGCAUUCAAUAGAAACCCCACACCUGCAGCCCCAGCGAGCAAAUGAACGGCCAGGAUCACUGGAUCUAUCUCAAGUGAGCCCUGGAUUUUCAUGCCGAAAGCAAAGACAUGCACAGGAAACCGUGCGUGAUGCCUGUGAUUAGCAGUGCCGGCUCCCAGAGGAGAGCGGCCGUGGGAAGAUGCGAGAACUGUGGUAGUGAGGUUUUGUAUGUAUAUUUAAAGUGCUGUUCCUUAGAGUCUCCAGUCUUAUGAAGAGCCAUCAGUCAUUUUCUUAUAUGUUUUUGCCUUCUGAUGACCUCAGGAGACCCUCCUUCCCUUUACUUGUGGGAAACUGCUCUGUGGCAUUUACUGAAGUGCAGGCAAUACCUUGCCUCUCCUUAGGUGAGCUCUGGGGUUUCCAUUUCAUUUAGGACGUCGUGCAGUUACUCAGAGUUUGGCCUGGCUGUGUGGGGGCUUCAGAAGUGCACAGCAGUGGCUCCUGUUGCAGCUUAUUGCAGUUUUUUCCCCGAGUUGGUUGGGAGCAGGGUUAGGCCAAGAGUAAGAAUUUUUGGAAAUCUCCCUCGAGUUUGGAUUAUUGAUCUGUUCCAGGAGCUAGAGUUCUUCAGUACCAAGCCCCUUAAUCAGGGUGACUGCAGUCAGGUAAAGCUAUGGCCUGGUGCAUUUGACUCGUUUCUGUGCGACUGAACGUACCAAGAUAUUUCCUCGGGUGGGGUGCGGAGAAGUGGAAUAUUCUCCUGUAUAGGUUCAGGAUGUUUUGGUGGGUGCAGUGUGUCCCAUGGGAGUGUCCUUUUCUUUGAGCAGUACAGUACGUCUUGCCUAGAUGCCUUCAGCAGGCAUGUCUACACGUGCGCUUUAAUGCACAUUAGCCUAUUUUAAUGCACGUUAAAUCGUCACUUUAAAAAGUCCUGUCUUGUUAAUGCGCAUUAGGUGUCAGUGAAAAACUGUGCUCUUUAGUUAAUGCACAUUGAGAUAAGCCAAUGCGCAUUUUCCUAGGACCUCAGAAUGGAGGGUGCGUCUACACAUGCACUUUAAUGUGCAUUAGCCUGUUUUAAUGCACAUUAAAGCAUCACUGGAAAAAAAUUUAUUUAGUUAAUGCACAUUAAAAUAGGCUGGCGCGCAUUAAGCAUCACUUAAACUCUGGAGCAUUUAUACACGUAUCUUUUUGUCCUGCGAUGCAUGGGAGAUCCACCGCUUCGGAGCGGACUGUGCUGCAUGCGGUUGUAUGAGUGGCAAAAUGUGCAUCGGCACUCAGAAAAUGGCAGUGGAGUGCUUUUGAUGCAGUUUAGAUCAAGAGCGUGCCGCCGCCAUUUUCUCAUCACUGAUGCACGCUUCGCUGCUUAUACAACUGUGAGCGUCGCAGCGCCGGGUGCUUUUCAAAGUGCCUGGCACUGCGGCACUUGCAUGUGUAAAAAUACCCGUGCUCUU
This is a messenger RNA of Alligator sinensis (Chinese alligator), 6865 nucleotides long. RefSeq names its product leucine rich repeats and calponin homology domain containing 2 (gene LRCH2). Bases 120 to 2036 code for a protein of 638 amino acids. The transcript is spliced from 21 exons. Lineage: Eukaryota; Metazoa; Chordata; Crocodylia; Alligatoridae. Gene Ontology annotation, molecular function: protein binding. The record is from RefSeq and is a predicted model, not a curated record.